Molecule: messenger RNA, 2401 nt
Organism: Nothobranchius furzeri (turquoise killifish)
Lineage: Eukaryota; Metazoa; Chordata; Actinopteri; Cyprinodontiformes; Nothobranchiidae
Product: chloride channel CLIC-like protein 1
Cellular component (GO): membrane; endoplasmic reticulum
Molecular function (GO): chloride channel activity
Source: RefSeq, a predicted model, not a curated record
GAAACAACAUCCGGUUCACCCUCAGCCUUUCAGGUUGACCCGCUUUUACAGUCCUUUAGUCGCUCUAGGUGGUGAUUUUACUUUCGAUUUUAACCUAAAAAUGUUUUAUUUAGAAAAAUAUAUUCAUAUAAUACCUGGAGUCAAUUAACUGGAUAUGUAGUUUGAUCUGUAGACUCGGAAACUACUAUCACUUUGGUUUCCUUAGUUUAUGACUUCCCUGGAGAUAUUUGUUUUUUGGACAGACCAGCAUUUUUUAGGUGGAAAUCUUUGAUUUUGUACCCAGAAUGCUUCUCACUGCCCUGCUGUGUAGUUUGUUUUUAUCUGCUGUGGGUCAGCAGAUGCACGACGAGUGGCUCGACCCUUACGACAUGCUCAACUACGACCCAGGCACCAAAUCAAUGCGGAAACCUGCUGAGCCGACGUCCUACACCAACGUGGCCACCGAACGAAGAGAGUACACACAGGACUCGAGCCAGGCUGAGUUCACGUCCUGCAACCAACAAGUAGCAGAUCUGCAGGAGGAGAUUGUGGUCCAAAAGAAAACAAUAACACUCAUAUCACAACAACCUACCUGCAGUCCUGUGUUCAAGAGGUUUCUAAGCAGGCUGCUAAAGGAGAUUCACAGAGUGGGUGUGCCAACCGAUUCCACAGACAUCUUCUAUGAUGCUAAAGUCAAGCUGUCCAAACAAUCCCUGACAGAGAUCCAGUCCCUCCUGGAGGGCGAGGACAGAUGGAGAACCGGUGCUCUGGACAACGCUGUCAGUCAGAUUCUGGUGGACUUCAAAGUCCAUGAUUAUGAAGCCUGGAGGUGGCGUUUUGAAGACACUUUUGGAGUGGAAAUUGACAUGGUCUUAAAAGUUGCAGGAUUCAUUAUGAUUUUAUCGACCUUGAUCUGCACCCAGCUGUGGUCGACGGUCUCUUGGUUUGUUCAGUUCAAGAGGAUUUUCUUUGUUUGCUUCUUUGUCAGUAUUGUCUGGAACUGGCUGUAUCUGUACCAGAUUGCCUUCGCGGAGCACCAAAAGAACAUAGUGAAGAUGGAAAACUUUGACAAAAAAUGCACAGGAGUGAAGAAAAUGGACUGGAGUGAUAGUCUUAAAGAGUGGUACAGAACCACCUGGACUCUCCAAGAUGACCCCUGUGAGGAGUACUAUAAAGUUCUCCUUAUUAACCCCCUCCUCAUGGUACCUCCGACCAAGGCUAUUACAGUUACCAUCACAACCUUCAUCACAGACCCACUGAAGCACUUUGGGCAGGGAAUAAGUGAGUUCCUGCGAGCACUCCUAAAAGAUUUACCAGUUACUCUGCAGAUUCCAGUCCUCAUCACUAUUGUACUUGCCAUUUUGGUGGUCUCUUAUGGAAGUGUGCAGGCAGCCUUCCAGCAUGGCAUCAUGGCUCCUCUACGUCGCCCUCGAAGAGAUCCACCACCUCCAGAGCUGGAGCGUCCUCAACAAAGACCUCUGAGGAUCGAGGACCACGGUUACAAUGCUGGAGGGGAUGCACCUGCUCUUGCUCCUGCUCAACAGGGUGUCCAAAGACACAGAGCUGAGGAUAUCAGGUUAGACAGGAAUAGUGUUCAUCAGAGAUGUGCAAACAAGGUAGUGGAGAAGCUAGCAUCCGUAGAGACACUAAGAAGUGCAGAUCAACAUUACAGUGAGGAUGAGACCGAUGCUCAUAGACUGGAAGGAGGUCCUGCAGUAGAGGAGAAUCCCUCUGUUGAGUCAGACUCUGGAAACCAGCAGGAGGUUCAAGAGGAGGUACAAAGUGAAGGUGCUGCAGCCGAGGCCACUCACCCAAAGACCAAACAGGUGGGAGCAGGUUCGUCACAAACGAAGAACAAACCACCAAAGAAGGUGAACGAGGCACCAGAUGAACCCAGCAGAGAUGGUGCAGCAGCCGAACCUCAGUCAGCAGAAAGGCCGUUUUCACACACUGAUGCUCAGUACUGUGCCCGCACAGAUAGGAUGGUGAAGUCUUAUCAUACAGCAUAAACGGGAUCCUGAAGCCUCUACAGAAGAAGCAUCUUCUGAAUCACUAAGAUCUAUAGAGACAGUUGGAGUUCCUGUUCAGGAGACGAGGCUGAUUUAAGGGUCUUAAAGGGAAGAAAGAAUAAUAAUCAGAAGCUCUGUCAGUAUUGCUUUAUUAAUUGACAUUGUUUCUUAUAUCAGACAAUAUCUGAUGUCACGUAAUGAGCUCAAACGUGUGUCAUGAGCAAAAAGCAUCUUGAGUCUCCAGUAUGAGUGGGACUGAAGUUUAAUGAAUCCCUGGAGUCUUUGUCUUUGUUGGCGUUAUGCUGAUGUACAUUUUACAAAUAUGUGGUUCAGUGAUGAGAACAAUAACAUUAACAAUCAUAACAUUUUGUAAAUAUUGAUUUUACACAUUUACAAUAAAGAAUUUCUUUAAA